Nematocida homosporus is the source of this 1323-nucleotide messenger RNA. RefSeq names its product adenosylhomocysteinase. Lineage: Eukaryota; Fungi; Microsporidia. Gene Ontology annotation, biological process: L-methionine cycle. Gene Ontology annotation, molecular function: adenosylhomocysteinase activity. The record is from RefSeq and is a predicted model, not a curated record. The transcript has a single exon. Gene Ontology annotation, cellular component: cytosol. The coding region runs from base 1 to 1323 and encodes 440 amino acids.
AUGACAACCCAAACUCAGCAGUUUCCCCAAUAUCGUGUGAAAGAUAUCAAAUUAGCCGAAAUCGGAGAAGAAGCCAUCCUGUUUGCCAAAAACGAAAUGCCCGGAAUGAAGCAAUUAUUGCAAAGAUAUGGUGAUUCUAAGCCAUUACAAGGCGCUCGAAUUUCGGGAUGUUUGCAUAUGACUGUGCAAACGGCCGUAUUAGUUGAGUUAUUAGUUAGUUUAGGUGCGGAUGUUGCUUGGUGUUCAUCUAAUGUUUUAAGUACUGAAGAUAAGGCUGCUGCAGCAUUAGCCAAGCGUGGUAUUUCAGUUUAUGCUUGGAAAGGUGAAACAGUAGCUGAGUACCAAUGGUGCUUAGAAGCUGUUCUGUCUAAAUGGCCAGAAGGUCCUAACUUGAUCGUAGAUGAUGGAGGAGACUUAACUACUAUGCUGCACAGUACGCAUACGCACUUACUACCCGGUAUUAUUGGCCAGACGGAGCAAACGACUACGGGCACACACAUUCUGCAGAAGAUGAUGGCUGAAGAGCGAUUGCAAAUUCCGGCUAUUUGCAUUAAUGAAAGUGUGAUGAAGAGUAAGUUUGAUAAUAUCUAUGGAUGUCGUGAGUCUUUGAUUGAUGGAAUUAAGAGGGCUACAGAUGCUAUGAUUGCUGGUAAGCGAGUGCAUAUUUGUGGGUAUGGUGAUGUCGGGAAAGGAUGUGCCCAAGCGAUGUCUCGUAUGGGAGCUAUCGUUACUAUUUCGGAAGCAGAUCCUAUCUGUGCUAUGCAAGCAGUUAUGGAAGGGUACCAAAUCCGAACUGUGACUGAAGUUGCACCAACUACCGAUAUUUGGGUGACUGCCACCGGAAACAAAGAUGUUAUCUCAACUGCUGAUAUUAUGCGGAUGAAGGAUUUAGCCAUUCUUUCUAACAUUGGUCACUUUAACGUCGAAUUUGAUACGAAUUGGAUUUACGCCCAGGCCACCAAGGUCAUUCCCAUGGGAAACAAUGCCCAGCGUAUUAUUCUUCCAAAUGGCCGUUCAAUAGUCCUACUAGCUGAAGGCCGGUUGGUCAAUUUAGGAUGUGCUACCGGCCAUUCCAGUCUAGUUAUGAGCACGAGUUUUUGUUGCCAGGCCUUAGCUGUACUACGACUCUUCACUAAGUUCACUAUUGAUUCUACGCGAGCCCGUGGCCAAGUCCUUUUCCUGAGCAAGACCGAAGACGAAGAGAUUGCCCGUAUUCAUCUUGAAGGUCUCGGACAUACACUUACUCAACUCACUUCCGACCAAGCCGCCUAUCUUGGUAUUUCCGCCACCGGCCCCUUCAAGCCCGAAGCCUAUCGCUACUAG